This is a messenger RNA of Paramuricea clavata, 510 nucleotides long. The record is from the annotation of a GenBank genome assembly. NCBI's taxonomy places the organism in Eukaryota, Metazoa, Cnidaria, Anthozoa, Malacalcyonacea, Plexauridae.
AUGGCUGACAAAAAUAGUGCUGCUGAAUGGUUAGAUGUUAGUGGAAACGAAGAGGCUUUAAAUAAGAACGAAAGGCUUAGAGAUAACCUAUGCGUUUCGAAUAACGGUAGACUGAAAUGGCUUGGUUCAUUCGAAGAACUAAAGGACAUUGUCAGCAAUCCAAUAAUGUUGACAGGAAAGUGGGCAGGUCCAGGUGGGGAUUGCAAAUUAUUCGAAGCAGAAAAUACAGAAAUAAGAUGGUAUUCGAAGACCAAAACGUUAACAGUCAAAGGGGAUAAAGCUGAUGAGUUCAAAGCUAAAAUAAUGCCGGAAAUAAUUCCAAAUAUCGAUGAACAAACAGAAGAAAUUGAGAAAGAUGGCGGUAAUGCAUUUGAGCAAGAAGGCAACCAAGCGAAACAUGGGAUGGGCACCUCGGAUGUUGUUACCUUUGCCGAGUUAUUCGAGAAAAUUAGUGAUGUACAACAACAAAUGCAUAACAAGUUUGAAUACCUGUCCUCUGUGAUGAAAUAA